AUGGAAUUAACUCGUGAACAUUUUCGUGCGAUUAUUUUUCAUAACUUUCGACGUGGAUUAUCAAGACAAGAGUGCAGCCAUGAACCUAAUUCUUUCUACAGCGAUAAAGCACCAUCCUAUAGCACUGUAAAAAACUGGUAUAACGAAUUCAAUCAUGGUCGUCGUUCGCUCCAGGACGAAUUCCGUGAAGGUCGUCCAAAAUCGGUUGUUGUGCCACAAAAUAUCGAUGCUGUGCAUGAACUGAUAAAGCAAGAUCGACAUGUUACAUAUCGUGAGAUAGAGGCAUCUUUGGGCUUUAGUAUGACUAGCAUCAAUAAGAUAUUACAUGAACAUUUGGCCGUGAAAAAGAUUUGUUCGCGUUGGAUCCCACAUAAUCUGACAAACGCUCAAAAGAAGGCUCGUGUCGAUUGGUGCAAGGGAAUGUUAAAAAAAUACGGUCAAGGUGCAUCAAAGGUUGUGUAUAAUAUCUACACAGGUGACGAAUCAUGGAUCUAUGCGUAUGAGCCCGAAACAAAACAGCAAUCGACUGUAUGGGUCUUCCAAGAUGAGCCAAAUCCAACAAAAAUUGUUCGCGGAAGAAGCACAUCGAAGCAAAUGGUUGCCUGUUUCUUCGGCAUUACCGGUCACGUGGCGACAAUAGCGUUAGAGCAACGCAAGUCGGUCAAUUCUGAAUGGUACACGACCAUUUGUUUGCCAGAAGUCAUCGGAGAAAUUCGAAAAAAGCAGAAGAAGAGGCGAAUCAUUCUUCAUCAUGACAAUGCGAGAUCUCACACAUCGGCUCAAAUAAAGGAAUUUUUGACCAGCCGAAACAUCGAAUAA
Cephus cinctus (wheat stem sawfly) is the source of this 819-nucleotide messenger RNA. Its product is annotated as histone-lysine N-methyltransferase SETMAR-like. Gene Ontology annotation, molecular function: nucleic acid binding. Lineage: Eukaryota; Metazoa; Arthropoda; Insecta; Hymenoptera; Cephidae. The record is from RefSeq and is a predicted model, not a curated record. Bases 1 to 819 code for a protein of 272 amino acids. The transcript has a single exon.